This is a messenger RNA of Octopus sinensis (East Asian common octopus), 1326 nucleotides long. Its product is annotated as protocadherin Fat 1-like. Gene Ontology annotation, biological process: homophilic cell-cell adhesion. The transcript has 11 exons. NCBI's taxonomy places the organism in Eukaryota, Metazoa, Mollusca, Cephalopoda, Octopoda, Octopodidae. Gene Ontology annotation, cellular component: membrane. Gene Ontology annotation, molecular function: calcium ion binding. The coding region runs from base 1 to 1326 and encodes 441 amino acids. The record is from RefSeq and is a predicted model, not a curated record.
AUGUGUCUCACUAAAGAUCCCAUGUUUUGGCUGUCAUGUUAUUCUUGUUCAGCCUUUUCUAUUUCCAAUAACAGUGGUGAAAUCAGAAUUGAAUCUGAUAAUCUUGACCGAGAAGAUCCUGUAAUUGAUAAACUGAAUGGCGUCUGUACUGUUGAAAUAAAGGUGGAGUACAGUAAAUUCAGUCUUAGCUUGAAAACUUUGGAUGGUAAACCAUUCACUGCUCUUAAAGUUAUUCCAGUAGAAUCAGUAACAGAAACAACUAUAGCUCUGAGUGUUAAUAAUCCUGAUGAACUUGAUUAUGAAAAGGAGAAACAAAUGACAUUUAAGAUUGUUGCUGAAGAUAAAGCUUCAUCUAAAACCAGUGAAGCUAAUGUUACUCUGGAAAUAUUGCCUGUGGAUGAAUUUCUUCCCCAAUUUUCUCAGCAAAGAUAUCAAGUAAAUGUCUCUGAAGAAAAAACUGUUGCUAAUCUGAUCACCAUAACAGCUACUGAUGAUGAUUCAGGCAAAGAUGGAGAAGUGACUUAUGCAAUAUUUGGUGACAAUAAUUUCACUAUAGACAGCAAAAGUGGUACUAUAUCAGUCUUAAAGAAGUUGGAUUAUGAAAAAGUAACUUUUUAUAGUUUACUUGUUGAAGCCACUGAUGGAGGUAAUCGAAAAGCGACUGUUGAUUUAGAUGUUUUUGUGAAGGGCAUUAAUGAUAAUGCCCCUAUAUUCAGACCAAAAUUCUAUACUGGACUUCUGAAAGAGGGCAAAACCAGUUUUGAGUAUGAAAUCACUGUUCAAGCAACUGAUGCUGAUAAAGAGAAUUCAGGUAAUUCUCAAGUAAAAUAUUCAAUAGUAAAUGCUAGUCAAGUCCUUUCAAACAGUUUUUCCAUAAAUGCACAAAAUGGAAUUAUUACUCCAUCAAAUAUAGAUUAUGAAAGCCUGACUGAUAAUGUCAUCCAGUUAGUAGUCAAAGCUGAAGAUAAUGGUAAACCAGUCAAGGAAGAUACUGCUGUUGUUAAUAUCACUGUAUUGCGACCUGAAUCACCUGGAGCUGCCAACAGCAAUGAAAAGAAUUUCACAAGUAUUACUACAGUCACUGUGGUGUUGGUUUUCAUAUUCAUCAUUACGAUGCUUCUGUCUCAUGCAGAUAAUCAGAGGAACUCUGUGUUCUUCCUUUUCCUUCGAAUUGUAUGCAUAGGUUCAACCCCCUGUAACAGUGUUGCUCUUAGGGUUGCUAUUGCUGUGUCUUUGAAUGGUUUGCCAUUUCUGGGUAUUAACCAGGAUAGACCUUCAUCAUGUCCUAGCAUUUGCAAAGAUAUUCCAGGGAAUAAGAGCAGCUAA